This is a messenger RNA of Tuber melanosporum (Perigord truffle), 1421 nucleotides long. RefSeq lists its product as uncharacterized. Lineage: Eukaryota; Fungi; Ascomycota; Pezizomycetes; Pezizales; Tuberaceae. The record is from RefSeq and is a predicted model, not a curated record. The transcript has 6 exons. Gene Ontology annotation, molecular function: GTPase activity; GTP binding. The coding region runs from base 203 to 892 and encodes 229 amino acids.
CUUAUUUUAACCUGCUGACCAUUCUUUUUUUCUCUUUCACCUUGCCUUCUUGACAUACACGCGAGUUCACCACCACCAUCCAUCACGAAUACUACCACCUCCUUACCUCGUUUUCGUUCCUCAUUACCCCCGCCUCAUUCUUCGUCGUUUGGUAGCGUGCCGGUAUCCUCUGCGAGGGGAUUCGGAUAAGUUAGUCGGUGUCAUGAGCCUUGAAGCGAAGGUUGUUGUUUUGGGAACUCAAGGUGUCGGGAAGACUUCUUUGGUGGUUAGAUAUGUCAAGAAUACUUUCGAUCCGGCUUCGGAAUCGACGAUUGGUGCUUCGUUCUUAGCGAAGAAGGUUGUUGUUGAUGAUUGCCUUGUAAGGCUUCAGGUAUGGUUUUCAAUGGACACCGCCGGUCAGGAGCGCUACCGCUCCAUUUCGAAGCUCUACUAUCGUUCCGCGAACUGUGGGAUUCUUUGCUACGACAUCACUUCGGAAGCUUCGUUCCUGGCGAUGCAUUCAUGGCUUGUCGAACUCAAGAAGAAUGUAAACAACCAAAACAUAAUCAUCCAUAUCGUUGGGACUAAAGCGGACCUUGUCAAUGCGGACCCUUCGAAACGUGAGGUUUCCUUCGAUAGGUGCGUAGCCUACGCCGCCGAGCAUCUGGGUGAUAGUGAGGAUGCGUCGUGGCUGGGAAUGGAUACCUGCCAUGAGAUCUCUGCGAGGGAUGAUCAAGGAAUCGAUGAGGUGUUUCAGGUAAUUGCGCGCAAGCUCGUUGAGCGCCGUGCUGAGAUUGAUCAUGAGAGGAUAUACGGACCCGGGUAUGCCGGUGAAUUCGGGGGCAGAAGGGGUGGAGUGGAUGCCGUGGGUGAACGUGGUGGGGAGAAGAAGAAGGGCGGUAUAUGUUGUUAGGGAAUCGGAUGGAGGCACUUGGAUGGAGUUCCAUAUUGCUAUGCUGGGUAAUCUCGGUUGUUUCUCUUUCCUUCGUUUUUUCCUUCGCCAUCAUCUGGGGGACUUGCUCUUCUCUCUUCCACUAUAGUUUUCGCCUGUCAGCUGGUCAGUCCCUAUGCUUGGUUCCCGGACUCACUGGUGGCUUGAUGCAUUUCUCUCUUUCCUCCCUUCGCGACCUUUUCCGGGGGAGGGAGGAGGGGUGGAUGUUGCGGGGAAAGGAAAGGGAUUCUUGGAACUUUGGGGGCGUCACGAUGAUAUCUAUUUAUCCAUUUGCAUUGAGAUGCGGGCGUAUCAUAUAGUAUAGCGCAGUAGAGCACAGUCCAUCGUAGUUAUUUUUUCUUGCUUCUCCUUAAAUUAUCUACGGAUUUUCCUUUUUUUCCUUUUUCCCUUUCUUGAAACAACCCCGCGUCAUACGGAGGGUCCCCUCCCACUCAUCUCAUCGCUCCCCUCCUCCUGUCUUUAGAAUUAACUCUCAAGAUGGUCAUCUCUA